CACAGCAGGCAGUUUGAAUUUCCACCCAGGCCCUUCGCGACAGACCCACAGCUGUAGUCAGCAGUAAACCAGGAGGGAAAACGUAGGUCAAUGGAUUCACUACAGCCCGCUCUGCGUGGGCAGGAGCGUGGAUCCGUGUUUAACGUUUAAACCAACCGGGACACUAAAUGUCAUUGUGUUCACAGUUCGCUGUGGUCAUGCGUGUGGGUUUGGUUUGCUCCUCUGUAGGCUGGCGGAUAAUGUAACGGGCUGAAGGCGUUUUUGGAUGCUGCGGGGUGCGCGCUGCGGAUUCACAUCCAGAUGAUCCUCCAUUCAUUUUCCCGUUUUUUGGCUCUAACGAGCGCCGUGCCGUUUCGAUCCCGCACCCAGCUGAUCAGAUGAUUCUCAGCUCUGUUCACAGUGUCAAGCCUCUCCUGAGGAAGAACCGAUUCUUUCUUCCUGCCAUCCAGCAGCCAUGGACUCCCUCCCAGAGUAUUCUCUGUUCCUGGUUCGGAUCCUGGAAGAGUUGGACACCAAGCACACCACCAUGUCCUACCAGGACCUGUGCAAGUCUCUGUGUGCUCGCUUUGACUUAGUGCACUUGGCCAAGCUCCGCAGCCUGCUCUUCCACACAGCCUGCCUGGACCCUGCCUUCCCAGCCACCCUCUUCAAGGACAAGAUGCGCUGUUCCACUGAGGACCCGCUGUCCAAAAAGCUCAUGGUUGCAGCGGACAUUGUCACCAUGUUCAAUUUGAUCCACAUGAAUGGAGGAAUAGCCAAAGAUAAGCUUCCUAUAGUUCAAAGAGCCACGUUUCACAAGAGUCAGUCAGUGGAGUUCUGCAGGUCUGACAGUGAUCACCUUAAGUAUCAGGACUGUGACAGGGGGAUCGGUUAUGAGCACAUGGAUCACCCCAGGGAAGGGCGCCAUCAUCACCACUCUCAGCAGCAUCCUGUGGCUCAGAACGCCCCUCCCUGUGCUAAUUCCUCUGAUUGCAACAGCCGGCAGCGCUUUCUUGUCUCCUCAGGACCAAACUUCCUCCUGGGCAUGAGGAAAGACAUGAAAUGUAGAGCAGGCUCUCUGGACAAGCUGCAUCAUCUGCCUCAGUACUCUAGCAGCAGUCCACCAUCACCACCUUGUGAAAUGCAGAGCACCUACUUUCCUAUGGACAUAGACACUGAGUCCACCACUGACCAGGAGUCCCUGCAGAACAUGGGACAUCCAGAGCCCUUCUCUCUUCACACUUGCAUCCAGAAGAGAAACGAUUUUAAGAAGGAUUUUCACAAUUUUGUGGCUUUUUCACCACAGGUCAUCACCAGUGAGGGCAAACAGGGCAGUAAGGCUGCUGAAGGUUACCACAAUAGGGAGUUACGUAAGCCUGCUACCUUCUUCAACCGUAGCUUCGAACUGCCCUACAGUAACCCCUACUUUGAACCGCCACUUAACUCCCCCCUACAGGACAGACGGAGGGUGAAGCACGAGAGCCUGGAUGACUUACAGGUGUCAACUUAUUUUGGUCCAACCACCGUCUCUGAGUGUGUUAGUAGCAAGAAGCACAUUAACAAAGCAGGGAAACAGCCAGUAUGGCCCAUGAAGAGCCUCAGUCUCAACGCAGAAGAGGGCCCUCCUGUUUCAGAAAGGAUUUUUCAAAGCAGCAGACCACUCAAAGAAAACCAUCAGUGUAACAUUAUUACCACUGAGAGUGAGCAAUAUUUUCACACCCCGAUGCAAAAGGUAUCAGCGUCACCUGGCUUUGCAAAGAAAAGUACUGAAAUAAAACCCAAGGAUAUAUCACUGAUGGGUAGGGGACCCGGAGGUCUGGACAAUGGAGACGUAGCCAAAAGGUUUGGGGACAAAAAUACGAAGAAUGCAUCCUUUCAAGAAGGGGAAAGCGCCUCUAGUGUUGGAACACAAACUGAGCGGAUUGAACAGAAGCUGAAAGAAUACCAAUCUAAGUAUAACGACAGCGAAAGGCACGGUUUGAAACGCUCAGUUGAGGAGUGUGAGGUCAUUAGUGAUGACAUAAGUGAUAUUUUUCGUUUUCUGGAUGAUAUGAGUGUUUGUGACUCUCUGGGUGUUGUUCAGUCAUCAUGUUACAAUAGUAAUGGGUCUCUGUCUCAGGUAAAGUCAGAAGGUGACAGCUCCCCUGAAUGCAACACAGUCAAAUUAGCCAAGUCUAAGGUAGACCGCCUGUUCCAUUCACUUGAAAACACUGAUGAUGAGCUCAAGACAAGUGUGUGUAAGCUUGUGAGGAGAAUUGGUGAGAUUGAGAAGAAGUUGGAGUCUUUGUCAGGGGUUCGCAGUGAAAUAUCCCAGGUACUUUCCAAGCUCAACAAACUGGAUGAAAAGAUCCAGGAGCCUGAGGCCAAUGGGAGGCACGGGGAGAAAGCAUCAUCAUCAUCAUCCAGGUCCAAUGCCACACCGACAAAGGCUCAACCCUACCCACAUCCACAUUUCAACAGUACUGCUCUUUCACCCCAUGUUUACCAGUGCAACACCACUGGUCACAAUGUGAAAACAGACAAUGGAUAUGUCGGAGAGUGGUGUUGCUCAGAUGGGAGUAAUAGCAACACUCUUGGGAUUAAGGCUGUGAAGAAAGGCAUGCUAUUCAGAAGGUCUUCCUGUUCACUCAACGAGGAGCCCAUGGCUACCGAGUCGAAGGUUGCUAGCAUAACCAACUCUCUACAGGACCGGGGGACUGUGUCCUACUCCUGUCACCCUGAGGACAGAGACAAGGAUAGGCAUCGGAAGGUUAAAGAGACAGAUCGAAAGCGUCAAUAUGAGCUCCCCCAAGUGCAACGACUCCAAAAACAAUCAAAGGAUUCCUACCUGACUGAGCAGGUUUUUUCACCGCAUCACUUCAACCCUUCUGUCAAGGCCCAUAUGAAAGACAGCUCUCUGUACGCUGAUGUAAGGCUCACCAGUCCAUCAGCUGGGAUACGUGGCCAGCCAUCCUGGACCAUUGAGGAAUACAAACGCAAUUCAGGAAAGAAGGAAAAGCAGCUCACUGCUCUUGACCUGCAGACCCAGGAGUCGUUAAACCCCAAUAAUCUGGAGUACUGGAUGGAGGACAUCUACACCCCAGGCUAUGACUCGUUGCUCAAGAGGAAAGAGGCAGAAUUUAGGAGGGCCAAGGCGUGUAAGAUUGGAGCACUGAUUGCAGCUGCUACUUGCACUGUGAUCCUGGUUAUUGUUGUUCCAAUUUGCACCAUGAAAUCAUGAAUAAAUGAGAAAGGUGGUAGCCAUGCACAAUGGAUGUUAUACUUCUACCUGUAGGUGUUUUCUUUUUGUGGACCAGUAAGUGCAAAGCAAACUGAGUGACAGCAUGAGAAUGUACGACUUUACAUUGUUUUUUUUGUUUUUAUGGUGUUUACAUCUGGGAGUAUUGCCAAUGUAGAAAUAUUAAGGUUAUAAAAUCAGCAAGUGCAUAAUAUCUAUCUAUCUAUCUAU
Pundamilia nyererei is the source of this 3427-nucleotide messenger RNA. It is a transcript of the gene minar1, whose product is annotated as membrane integral NOTCH2 associated receptor 1. Gene Ontology annotation, biological process: negative regulation of cell population proliferation; negative regulation of TOR signaling. The record is from RefSeq and is a predicted model, not a curated record. Gene Ontology annotation, cellular component: plasma membrane. The transcript is spliced from 5 exons. NCBI's taxonomy places the organism in Eukaryota, Metazoa, Chordata, Actinopteri, Cichliformes, Cichlidae. Bases 455 to 3199 code for a protein of 914 amino acids.